Parascedosporium putredinis is the source of this 1227-nucleotide messenger RNA. Lineage: Eukaryota; Fungi; Ascomycota; Sordariomycetes; Microascales; Microascaceae. The record is from the annotation of a GenBank genome assembly.
AUGGCUCUUAUCAACGUUCGUCGCGAUGUUAGCGACGUUUUCUAUCGCUAUAAGAUGGAGAGGCUCCAUACCAAGAUUGAAGGCAAAGGCAACGGCAUCAAGACCGUCAUUGUCAACCUGAGCAGCGUCGCCCAACCAACAUUGACCCCCGAUGAUCGCUGGAUCAUUAAUGGCGCCCAUGAGGCUGGCAAGUUACAGGAUCACCUUGAUGGCUUCAUCUCCAAGUUUGUUCUUUGCAAGAAGUGCAAGAACCCCGAGACCGAUGUCGUAAUCAAGGACGACCGUAUCCUUCUUGACUGCAAGGCUUGUGGUCAGAGGAGCGAUGUCGAUAUCAGAUUGAAGCUCAGCGGUUUCAUCUUGAAGAACCAGCCGAAGAAGGGCAAGAAGGACAAGGCUGAGCGCAAGGCCGCUCGAAAGGCUAAGCAGCAGCAGCAGAACGGUAAUGGUACCGAGAACGGCCACGGCAGUGGCGGUGAGGAUGCCUCAGACGGCUCCGGAAGCGGAGGCAAAGGCGCUCCCGCUGUCGACGCUGGCAGCGACGACGAGUUCGAAAAGGUAAAGGCGUCGGCCUAUGAAGCGGCCGAAGAAGCCGAAUCCAAGGAGGACGAGUGGGCUGUCGACAUGAGUGCGGCCGCUGUCAAGGCCCGCCAGGCUUCACUUCCCGAAGAGUUCAAGCAGAAGCUUUCCUUUGGCGGUGACGAGGACGAGGAUGGAGAGGGCGGUGUUGAGACACCUUAUGAUGUUCUCGGAAAUUGGAUUCAGGAACAGGUUGCCAAGAAGGGAAGCGCUGAUGCUGUUGACGAUGUCGAGAUCUACGUCAAGGCCAAGGAACUUGGCAUUGAGGGCAAGCACCGCACUCUCCUGGUUCUCGUCCAGACCAUUUUUGAUGCGGACAAGAUCUGCGCUCAAAUCCCCAAGCGCGCCGGUAUGCUCAAGAAGCUCAUCACCUCGGACAAGCAUGAGCGCUCUCUCCUCGGCGGUACCGAGCGCUUCAUUGGCCUCAGCAGCAAGGACAAGCCUGAGCUCCUUCAGCAAGUUGUCAAGAUUUUGCAACUGUAUUACCACCACGACCUCGUCAGCGAGGAGGUCAUCAAGAAAUGGGGUACCAAGGCCAGCAAGAAGUAUGUUGACCUUUCCACCUCGAAGAAGGUCCGAAAGGCCGCCGAGCCUUUCCUCGUUUGGCUUGAAGAGGCCGAAGAGGAGGAUUCCGACGAUGAAUCCGAGUAG